Molecule: messenger RNA, 1614 nt
Organism: Anoplopoma fimbria (sablefish)
Lineage: Eukaryota; Metazoa; Chordata; Actinopteri; Perciformes; Anoplopomatidae
Gene: rhbdd2
Product: rhomboid domain containing 2
Exons: 1
Coding region: 239-1324 (361 amino acids)
Cellular component (GO): membrane
Molecular function (GO): serine-type endopeptidase activity
Source: RefSeq, a predicted model, not a curated record
CGGUGAAGCGCGUGUACUCUUCAGAGCCGCUGCGCCCGGACAACGUGAAGACUGUGAAGCUUUUUGUCAUCAACCAUGACCUAAACCCGUCCGAGGGGAGCAGGAGACGUCGACACGAGCUUUAGAGCAGUCUGCACGUGACAGUAAUGCUACUUCCUGGUCAGGGAGUGUGGAGUCAGGUGACCCUCAGGUGAACCUUCAGUGGACCAGCACCGGAUGCCCUGAGUUCACUUGCAAGAUGACACAUACUGAGAUCUUUAAAAUGAUCUUCAAAGCUUUGAAAGACUUGGUUCCUGUCCUCACGAGCGGGGUUCUAACCGUGGUGCUUCUCUCGUGCGCUCUGUUCGGCCUCCAAACAUACUUUGACUUCACUGAGGGGGUGCUCAGUGUUGGGGCGACUGUGUUUCAGAAUGGACACCUCCACAGACUCCUGAUGUUCCCUUUGUACCACAGAACCUCCGCUCAGCUCCUCGUCAACAUCUCAACCUUGGUGUUUCUCAGCGGCAGUCUGGAGAAAGGUGUUGGCACUGUGCGCUUCCUGUUCUUGUUCUUCCUGCUGUCGACCACCACAGGCUUGUUUUACAGCUUCGUGGAUCUUAUGCAAAGUGAGGACAGCCAGAGUCACGCCGAGGGGUUGGUCCCUGUGUCCCUGGCAUGCGUGGCUCUAACUACCAUGCACACAAAAAUGACCAAAGGAUACCUGUGCGGGGUCAGUUUCCCCACCGUGGCCCUCCCGUGGGUGCUCCUCCUAGUCACCACCGCCCUCGUUCCUCACAGCGUGCUCCCCUGUAACGUCAUAGGCGUCCUGGUCGGGUGGAUGUAUGGGAAAGGGUGGCUCUCUAUCCUGAACGUGUCCGAGGCCAGGGCUGGCUCUCUGGAGAAGAGGAUGCCUUUUAGGUUGUUGAGGAGCAUCACAGGAGUGACGUUUGUCCCUGCUUCCACAGAGGAGAGGAGGAAGACCCUCCUUCCACAAAUCAACCCAACCCCUGGGUCCUACCCGGUCCAGGCCUACGCCCCGUUGGCCAGCGUUCGCACUGCCAAUACCUCGGGUGAUCAUUACGAAGGUUGGCUGAAUUCCACCAGUGCUCCGUCCGCUACAGCGCCACCUCCCAAUCCUCAUGGACAUGGCUCUGCACAUAGCUUUGGACUAAGUCAAGGACUGUCUUCAGAGCAGAAUUUUGGCCAAGGCUGCAACCACGACCACGACCAUGGUCAUGGUCAUAGUCACGAUCAUGGUCAUGGUCAUAGUCAUGAUCAUAGUCAUGGUCAUGGUCAUAGUCACGAUCAUAGUCAUGGUCAUGAUCAUGGUCAUAGUCAUGGUUAAUUAUAGUCAUGGUUAUUAUCUGACUCCUCUGUCAAUACUAUAAUAUUUUUUCACAGUUAAACCCAGCUGGGCCCCUGCAGCAUCUCUUAUCAUUGACAAACGCUUGGACUCAUUGUAAAGCUGAUUUUUAAAGUAGUAUUUUACAGCAUUUGUGGACUGUCUGCCUGUCUGUAUAUUUAAAGGACAUUCCUCCGAAUGUGUUUAAAUGUUAUUGCCGACUUUUGUAUAUACAUUUUUAAAUUUACUUUUUUUUGUACAAAUUCCCCCUCAUUUCUACAAAUAAACUAUGG